This is a messenger RNA of Pogoniulus pusillus (Red-fronted tinkerbird), 5863 nucleotides long. RefSeq names its product negative elongation factor complex member A (gene NELFA). Lineage: Eukaryota; Metazoa; Chordata; Aves; Piciformes; Lybiidae. The coding region runs from base 298 to 1917 and encodes 539 amino acids. Gene Ontology annotation, biological process: negative regulation of transcription elongation by RNA polymerase II. The transcript is spliced from 11 exons. The record is from RefSeq and is a predicted model, not a curated record. Gene Ontology annotation, cellular component: NELF complex.
UUCUGCCCAGGGGAGCCCUGGAGCAGUUGGGGCGCAUCGCACGCAGGAAGCACUCGGGGUCGGUAGCGUGGCGCCAUCUUGCCGUACGGAGGAGAGCGCUGGCGGCCGCCAUUUUGCAGCCGAACGAGCGAUGAGAUGAGAGCAGCCUCGCUGUUCUCCGCCGCCUGGGAGCUGCCAUUUUAGGUUACGGCAGCCUCUCCGCAUCCCAUUGGACGCUGCCGUUGUGGAUGACGAUCGAGACGGCGACCCGCAGGGGGCCUCACCUCCUCCCUGCCUCCCUUUAGGUGUCUUUAUAAAAUGCCCGUGGAGAAUCCCCUCUUUUUUCGCCCCGCUCCCAAGAUGGCGUCGAUGCGGGAGAGCGAUACUGGCCUGUGGCUGCACAACAAAUUGGGCUCCACAGACGAGCUGUGGGCGCCGCCGAGCAUUGCCUCGCUGCUCACGGCUUCGGUGAUCGACAACAUCCGCCUCUGUUUCCACGGCCUUUCUUCGGCCGUCAAGCUUAAGCUACUGCUGGGGAUGCUGCACCUGCCCCGCCGGGCUGUGGAUGAGAUGAAAGGGGCACUGACUGAAAUUAUCCAGCUCGCUACCUUGGAUUCAGACCCCUGGGUCUUAAUGGUAGCUGAUAUUUUAAAAUCCUUUCCAGAUACUGGCUCCCUUAACCUUGAUCUUGAAGAACAGAAUCCCAAUGUUCAAGAUAUUUUAGGAGAGCUUAGAGAAAAAGUAAGUGAAUGUGAAACCUCAGCUAUGUUGCCCUUGGAAUGCCAAUACUUAAACAAAAAUGCCUUGACAACACUGGCUGGGCCCCUUACUCCCCCAGUGAAACACUUCCAGUUGAAGAGGAAACCUAAAAGUGCCACUCUGAGAGCUGAACUCUUGCAGAAGUCAACAGAAACUGCACAGCAGCUCAAGAAGACUGCAGGGGUGCCUUUCCAUGCCAAAGGCAGGGGACUAGUCAAGAAGAUAGAUACAACAACACCACUCAAAGGAAUACCAAAACAAGCUCCCUUCAGGAGUUCUUCGGCACCCAGCGUGUUUAGUCCUUCUGGAAACAGAACUCCUAUUCCUCCUUCAAGAACAACUUUGCGCAAAGAAAGAGGAGUAAAGCUUCUAGAUAUCUCUGAGCUGGAUAUGGUUGGUGCUGGCCGUGAAGCAAAGAGAAGAAGGAAGACUUUAGAUACAGAAGUUGUGGAAAAGCAAGCCAAAGAAGAAGCAGUAGUGGAAAAUGCUACCCCAGAUUAUGCUGCUGGUCUUGUAUCUACACAGAAACUUGGCCCAUUGAACAAUGAGCCUGCACUACCUUCUACAAGCUACUUACCUGCAACCCCCAGUGUGGUGCCGUCUUCCUCCUAUAUCCCCAGCUCUGAAACACAGCCAGCUGGCUCUGCACGAGAGGCCUUGCAGGCUACCAGGCAGACUGAAGAGCCUGCAGCUCCAAAUGCCACCACAACUCUUCCUGCACAGUUCAAACAGAGGACACCCAUGUACAACAGUAACUCUAAUCCACCUGCAACUACACCUACCUCACCCCUAACACCUACCACCCCUCCUGCCAUCUCCCCUGCGGCACAAGCACCACAAGCAGCCCCCCAAACUCAGCAACAGCCACCACCCAAGAAGAGCCUCUCUCUCACAAGGGAGCAAAUGUAUGCUGCACAGGAGAUGUUCAAGACUGCAAACAAAGUGACAAGGCCAGAGAAGGCUCUUAUCCUUGGAUUCAUGGCAGGCUCCAGAGAGAAUCCUUGCCAAGAGCAAGGUGACAUCAUCCAAAUCAAACUCAGUGAGCAUACAGAAGAUUUACCAAAGGCAGAUGGCACUGGCAGCACUACCAUGUUGGUUGAUACUGUCUUUGAAAUGAACUAUGCUACUGGGGAAUGGACCAGAUUCAAGAAGUACAAACCUAUCACUAACGUUUCCUAAGAGAUGCAGCAGCAGCAGAUUGGACCAAAUCAAGCUUAAAGUCAACCAGCUCAUAGAAUAUGUCAACUGUACACAUGAAUGCCAUUUUGUACAUUUCUUACUCCCCUCUAGAGUAAAAGUUGUGGCUCUUCAACCUGAGGGGGCUUGGUAACAGAAGAUGGUGUCAAACUUGCUUGGUUUUUAAUCUUGGGAGAGGGAAGGGUGAGCUUAGUAGGGAAAGUUGUUGAUGUGAUUUUUGCUUUCCUGCAGUUCAAGAUGCCAGGAAAAAAACAUCACAGCAGAAGGGUUGCAGACAGGAGCAGUUUACCUCUGAGUACCAGAAGAGAAGAUCCUGCAGUCAUUCCUGGUUUACCACUGAGCAAGGGCACAGGUCUUUAGCUUAAAACUAUUUCCUUUGCUACUUGGGCAUUUCAAAGCACCAUGGGACAGUACUUGGUUGUUUUGAUUCAGCUGCAGCAUAACUAUUGCAGGUGGUAAUAUCCAAUGUCUGACGGUACCCACUGUCAGUUUAGCUUAUUGAUGCCUGGGUCAUAGGAUGAGAUUGAGCAACUUCCUUAACUUGCUGCCUUGUGGGUGUCCAUGCCCAGCAGAAGCUAACCUGUAUUUGGCAUUAUUUGAGAGAAACUGAGUGUCAUAACUUUCUGAAUUGUAAAACAAAACUCAAACCAACAUAUCAGGAAGAUCUAGCUCUUUGCCAUGGAAGUCUUGAGGUGGCAGCUGAUCUAUGGCUCCUGCAUAGCAAGCCCUUGGAACAGCAUAAAUUCAGCAGGGAGGAAGUCAAACUAUUACAUCUCAAAACCGAUUGCAGCUUCAUUUAACAAUGGUCCCAGAAAUGGUAGUGUGAUUGGGAAGAUUUGUUGUCUUGAGGCAGUGUUAAUUUGUUCAGUUGUUCAGCUGCAAUGUGUUUGAUUGCCAAGCCCUGAUACAAAAAGCCGUGACUGACUGUAGCUGUGGUUCUCACCAGUGUAAUCCUGUGGCCACAGUUACACUGCCAUGCCAGUGUGCCUUUACACCUAGUAGAAGCACACUUCCAUCUUUAUAACUGUGUCCACAUCACUCAUACAAUCUAGCUUUACUGGUACAAUUAAAGCUUGCAUUUCUUGGGGGACUUUGUACAUAGGUCAGGACUCAUAGAAUCAUAGAACAGUCUGUGUUGGAAGAGAUCCUUUGGAAACUUGGAUUCAUCAUUUGAGAGAAACUUCAGUUAAAGAUCUGGACUCGUGUGGAGCUGUGCUUGGUUGGGAGCUGUGCUCAGAAGGAGGAAACACAAAGAGGAGUAGUACAGUGGCUGGUUGGUGAUGACUGGAGGUUUGGUAGAGUGUAACUCACAGGACAAAACGAGGCUUUGCUUUUGUUUUGAAAAGAAAGCAGACCAAAUCCCCAAAGAACACUUGGGCUAACAAAGAUGUUUAGGUGAUUACAGAGUCGUUUUGUGUACUGGGGAAGUUUUUAUUACAUUGUAAUUUUAGUUGUAUUGGUGUUUUAUUUUUAAUGAUCCAACAGGACAGGCCAAGUAUAAGUAAUGAGGAAAUCUGUAUCCUAUGAUGUAUUAUGUGACCAAAAGUGUAGGUUUCUUAACUUUAUUUAAGCAAAUGUAUGGAAUGUUUUAGCUCCUGUAAUGGGCAAGUUAUUGAAUGGUUCCUGCUACCAUCAGUACUAUGCAUGUAGUAGUGUGGAAGUUACUUGUGUGUAACUGUCACACUAAGGGACUCUCCUCUACACAACUACCCCAUUGCAGAAGCAAUGGCAUAUGUUUGACUGCCAUUUUCUUCUUUAAACAGUUAGAAAUCAGCCUGAGAGGUGAGGAUGAAUAGUAGGCUUUAGGUGUUAGGAGUUGAGUAGAAAGCAUUUUCAUGGUUAUAAGUUGUUGAUGGUGUGUUAGGCAGUGAGGGCUAAGGAGAAUAGGAAAGCCUUCAUUUCCUCAGAGAGGCUGAAAGAAAAGUGACAUUCCUUUUCUGGGCUGCACUCAGGCUCUUAAAGCUGUCUUGUGCUGAGCAGUUUGCUGUAGUCACAGAUAAUACUUCUGUCCUCACUGGUCCUGCUUUGCUAGGUGAUCUGCAGGCACCAAAUAAGGUUUUUAAAGGAAUUUUAGCAAAUUGGCUGACUUGAGGGAGAUGUAAAUUGUUGAUGCAAGGUUCUUUUGCUAUCCACCAGUGAACAGGAAGUGCUAUGUGACAGCUUUCCUGGCUCACCUGGGGUUCCUCAACUUUCUUAGUCUGCAAAACGUCAGAGCUGUAGUGUUGGGAUGGCCACAGCUGUCCCUCUUCUCUUGAAGCCCUCCUAGAAUGCAGUGGAACCAUUUGAGUGCAGUAGUGUGUAGGAGGCUUAACCAUGCUCAUGCUGCUGUUUGCAUUUGCUACAUAAUAAAGUUGGUCUCAGGCCUGUCUGUCCAGUGUCAGUCAUAGGCAAUAAACUGAAGUUUUAAAUAGAGACAUAGUAUAUUUUUAGUUUCAUUAAGGCAUUAGGAUGAGACAGUUUAUCACUGCUAAAGUAAUUUAUUUUUUAAAGUGACUUUAUGACCCUCAAGACCAGAGCAUUACUGCAACCUGAGCUGUGAAUCUAGAAAGGUUUAGAUGUCUUAAGAAAGGGAAAAUUUUGAUAGAGUAAGAAGCAAAGCUGCAUAGAGCUCUUUGGCUCAGAGAAUGAAGUAAUCCAACCAGUGGCCUGGAAGUAGGGGUGGUGCCUGAUGCUUCAGCAAGCACAAGAUCAACAGUUAAAAGCCACCAUAAUGGGAUUGUUGUGUUCAGAAUAAAAUCUGGCCCUGGGCCUUGCUAUUUUUGACUGUGCAGUCACAUGCAUGGACUGUCUACCAUAGCUGCUUUCUCCUCAGUGAAGCUCAGUGUGUGCUGGAAGUUUGAACAAAAACACUUGUUGACUCAUGAAUGGCUUGUAGGUGUACUGACAAAUGGAUCAGAGAAGUAGUUCAGAGCUUUCUUAAAGCUUUGCAUAUGUACUUUCCUCUUCCCCCUCAAGCAAAGCCUAGACUUCUGAAGUGCAUGGCUGCACCUCAGGAAGGCAGGAUCAUAGAAUCCCAGAAUGGUCUGGGUUGGAAGGGGCCUCCAAAGGUUAUCUAGUCCAACUCCCUCUACAGUAAGUAGGGGCAUCCUCAACUAGAUCAGGUUGUCCAGGGCCCAUGUCUCAGCUUUCCCUGCUUUUGUCUAGGGGUGAUUUGUUUGAUUUUUAGCCUGUGGAAUAGUGGAGAAAAAAGCAAUGAAAGUAGCUUGUGUUUUUUCCUGUCUAGGCUUCUCCUUCCUGGGGAAGAAGGUGUAUAUGUGCAAUCUUGGCUGCUGCCCUGCAGCAAAGGGAUGGGCUUCUUCAGGCUGCAUUUUUGUUCAUGAGUGCUUCAGGAAGCAGUGAAGUGAGAAUGAGGAGUUCUGAUGGUGACCUCCAUCUUCCUCUUUGCUAUAAUACUGUUAUCCUGCUCUGAGGCUCUGUAGUUGCCCCCAUGCAAAGCAGGUUAGGCUUAAGAUGGUUAACACUAGCAUUGGGCCAGUACUUGGUGGGUUAAUUUGACUUUUCACUGUAGCUUUGACACUUAAUGAUCAAGUUCAAUGCCAUAGAAUGCUGGGUGCAAUGGGGAGAAGCCAUUGGUAGUUACUUGAUAUCUCAGUGUGGAGUUGGUCACUUCUCUCCCUAGGCUGUGUGCCGAGCACUUGUCUAGGUGUAAGAAGCUUGAGGCUUUGAUAGAGGUGAAUCACGUUUUCAUAGUAACACCUGACUGGGAAAAAAAAUCAAACCAGACUAAACUAUGUGUAGCCAGAGGCCCCUGUGGCUCUGGUGCCUUCUAGGAGUGGUGUCACUUUGUAAGAUGUCCCAUCUCUCCAGCAUAGCCCCUAUGUUUUCUAUUGGGUUUUGUACAGUUGUAAAUUCCAGAUCUCCUGUCUUUGGGUACGUAUUUUCAGUGUAACACAGGAUGUGUAAUAAAGAUCUAGAUUUUCUAAGGAAA